Messenger RNA from Lentinula edodes (shiitake mushroom), 786 nucleotides. RefSeq lists its product as uncharacterized. The transcript has 3 exons. Bases 1 to 786 code for a protein of 261 amino acids. Lineage: Eukaryota; Fungi; Basidiomycota; Agaricomycetes; Agaricales; Omphalotaceae. The record is from RefSeq and is a predicted model, not a curated record.
AUGCUGUUGCUACCGCCAUCUUUGCUCCGCUCACUUUCCGUAUCCGUUCUCAUCUUCCCGAUCAUCCUUGGGGUCUUGGCUAUGCCACUUGCAUCGCAUGCUACCACCCCUCAACUGCAACUGCAUGAUAAUCCAAUCCGAACACGCCCCCUCAACCUCAGAAGAUAUAAUAUGGGGGACAAACUGCUGCGUAAUGUGCCCACCAAACGUCCUGGAUGUGUAUUGCUUCUGGACUAUUAUGAAAGGUGGGUACUAGUUUGGGGUACCAAGCAUCUUUUCCGCGCGCAAGCCCACAAUGGUGCUUGGAACAUCCAGACGACCGACAUAGAUGAACAAAUGUCAUCUGGCACCCUAUUGGGGUAUGUCAAAUUUCGGAGCGAUGAUGAAUCACAGGUGCUUUCCGCUAUUGCGAAUCUUCCUUCACAGGCGAACCAAUUCCUUGCACUUCAAAAAGUCAUAGAAUACCUCCUAGGGAAAUAUCCAGUUCCCCGUCGUCCACUGCCUCAGGAUCUUCAAUACCAGAUCUAUGACGAGAACUGGUGCCAGAUAUUUUCUGCAAUGUUAAAUCCUAUUUACGAAACUCAAUGGCCGAAUUCACCAUAUUUGAAGCUGGCACCUUCAGUGUCGAGGGUUGAUUGGAGGUCCGAAAACAGGAAUUCCAAAGGAAAUCCGUAUCGGCCCUUUGUAGGAACUGUUGUGGAAGAUGAAGUCAAAAGAAAGUUUGACAGCUUUGGAAAGUUCAAUUCUACAUUGUGGGAUGCUUGUCAAGAAUCUUCAGCACCAUAA